AAAGCCGAAAGUCAUUGUAACAUUAACAUCAUGGUAAAACCAACUCAGGACAGGGACACCUCUGAUCUUAAAACAUUAAUAACGGAAAAGCAACUGAUGGAACUGGCAGGGAAACUGGGCUCUGAUUGGCGGCAGUUAGGUAUUCAGUACUUGGGAAUGUCUUUUGCUGACACACAGAAUUUUGAGUCGCAAGAAAAAACCCAAACAGACAUUAUAUUUAAGAUGUUAUACAUUUGGAGAUGCCGAGAAAAAGAGAAAGCAACAGUGUGGAAUCUCAUCAAAAUUCUCCGUGAGGCCGAUGUUGACGUGGAUGCAUGGAAAUCUCUCUCUCCGAACAACGAUUUAACAGAUAUGAGGUGCAAGUGCUGCCAAUCAAUCUUCUGCAAGUGCCAAUGUAACCUCUGUGAAGAUAAAACCAUUCUCGUCUCUUCCCCCGUACCCAAAGGAUAUGAAUGCACAAUUAAAUGUAAACACGUGCGAAAGUUUGUAACAACCACAAUUUCUGGCCAGAAAAAAGCAGCUCUGGAAAUUGAUGACUUGCUUAUGCGUAUGCUCAGUGACGACAACACGCUCCGUUUAGAUAUUAUAAGCAUAUUCCAUGGUCUAGAGGGCCAACUUUUGAAGAUCACGAUAUUCUGUUGA
Molecule: messenger RNA, 642 nt
Organism: Callorhinchus milii (elephant shark)
Lineage: Eukaryota; Metazoa; Chordata; Chondrichthyes; Chimaeriformes; Callorhinchidae
Exons: 6
Coding region: 31-642 (203 amino acids)
Biological process (GO): signal transduction
Molecular function (GO): protein binding
Source: RefSeq, a predicted model, not a curated record